CUUGUAAUCCUUCUAAUCCUAUGCUUCCUGUUGUUCCCUCAGCCCCUGCAAUCACAAGGCAAUAAUUUUUCUCGUCAGCCUUCAGCCCCUCCAAUCUUAACUCCUAAUGAGCGUUCCGACUCCGACCCUCAGCAGGUGCAUAUAUCGCUGGCUGGCAAGGGCCAUAUGAGGGUAUCGUGGAUUACAGAAGACGAGCACGUGCAAUCUGUGGUGGAAUAUGGAACAGAGGCCGGAAAAUACAGUGCAAAGGCCGCCGGAGAGCAGACCCAUUACCAGUUCUUGUUGUACAGGUCCGGCGCCAUACACCACGUCAAAAUUGGGCCUCUCCGUCCGAGCACCACUUACUUCUACAGAUGCGGAGGAUCCGGACCCGAAUUUUCCUUCAAGACGCCACCAGCAGAGUUGCCGAUUGAAUUCGUCGUGGUCGGGGACUUGGGACAAACAAAAUGGACAAGGUCCACCUUACGACAUGUUGAAAGCAAAGAGUACGACGUGUUUUUGUUACCGGGAGACCUGUCGUACGCUGAUACCCUGCAAUUCCUGUGGGACUCGUUCGGUCGUUUGGUUGAGACGAGCGCCAGCGGAAGGCCCUGGAUGGUCACCAACGGCAACCACGAGAUCGAGUCCAUUCCCAUCAUCCUCCCUCACCGCUUUGAGGCCUACAACGCCCGCUGGCUCAUGCCCCACCGCGAAAGCGACUCUUCCUCCAAUCUGUAUUAUUCUUUUGAGGUUGCCGGCACCCACGUCAUCAUGUUGGGUUCUUACACGGACUUCGAUGCUGGCUCUGAUCAGUACAAGUGGCUCCGAACUGAUCUGGCACGCAUUGAUAGGCUCCGCACCCCUUGGGUUGUCGUGCUCCUGCAUGCUCCCUGGUAUAAUACCAACGAGGCUCAUCAGGGUGAAGGUGAAAGCAUGAGAAAGGCCAUGGAAGAGCUGCUUUAUAACGCACGUGUCGACUUGGUUUUUGCUGGUCACGUUCAUGCCUACGAACGCUUUACUCGAAUUUAUGACAACAAGGCUGAUUCGUGCGGUCCGAUGUACGUGACAAUUGGGGACGGAGGGAACCGCGAGGGACUUGCUUUAAAGUUUAAAAAUCGUGGGAGCCCCUUGUCAGUGUUCCGAGAGUCGAGUUUUGGUCAUGGAAGGUUGAGAAUGGUGAAUGAAACGCAUGCUCACUGGGCAUGGCACCGAAACAAUGACGCUGAUGCGGUGGAGGCUGACCAGGUCUGGAUAACUAGCUUGAGCAGCACCAAAUCAUGCUGGCACGACACGUCAUCCGCUGCCCGUGAUGAGCUUUGAUACGUUGGA
Molecule: messenger RNA, 1308 nt
Organism: Neltuma alba
Lineage: Eukaryota; Viridiplantae; Streptophyta; Magnoliopsida; Fabales; Fabaceae
Product: purple acid phosphatase 22-like
Exons: 5
Coding region: 166-1299 (377 amino acids)
Molecular function (GO): metal ion binding; acid phosphatase activity
Source: RefSeq, a predicted model, not a curated record